Bipolaris oryzae ATCC 44560 is the source of this 603-nucleotide messenger RNA. RefSeq lists its product as uncharacterized. The transcript has a single exon. Lineage: Eukaryota; Fungi; Ascomycota; Dothideomycetes; Pleosporales; Pleosporaceae. Bases 1 to 603 code for a protein of 200 amino acids. The record is from RefSeq and is a predicted model, not a curated record.
AUGCGCGAUGCGGGCGGCAGAGGCCAAGUUAUUCGGCUCGUGAAAGAAAAUCGGGCGGGUCAGGCCCAGGGUGUAGUGCAGGCCGCCAUGGAGGAGAUGGGUCGAGCAAGACUCUGCGCGUGCGUGUGCGUAUGCGUGCGUGUGUUUGGAGGCGGCCGGUGCGCGCAGCAGUUACUUACUGUCGAGUGCGAGCACGACUCCCAGCCAUGCAUCUUGGCCGUGUGGGCCAAUUGCGGAGGGCGAUGUGGGUAUUGGAUGAUGCUGGCAAGCUUCCAUCCCAUCUGUUGCGCUACACCGCCAGUCCCCUCGACAUGGUCUAGUACACCCGCCCCCCUCCAAGACCUCACCCAAUCCAACCACCCCGCCAACAUCCUUCGCCGACCGCGGCACAAGCUGCACGUCUGCCACGCGUGCAUGCCGCGCGCCCGUCUGGCUGCUAUGGCUGGCCCCGUGUUACCGCCACUCUACACCAGGUGUACAUCGACAACGCACUGCCGGCCGGACGCUGCAUAUGUAGAGCAAUGUCUUCCCGCCCCUCGCUCGCACUCGGCCCAGCAUGACGACUUCUUGGCUCCGUUUGGUGGGGCGGCAACCGCACACUAG